Molecule: messenger RNA, 1306 nt
Organism: Canariomyces notabilis
Lineage: Eukaryota; Fungi; Ascomycota; Sordariomycetes; Sordariales; Chaetomiaceae
Exons: 3
Coding region: 60-854 (264 amino acids)
Biological process (GO): RNA processing; mitochondrial translation
Cellular component (GO): mitochondrial large ribosomal subunit
Molecular function (GO): structural constituent of ribosome; ribonuclease III activity
Source: RefSeq, a predicted model, not a curated record
CGUCUCUCGUAUGCGAAACAGACACAACGAGCUUCCUUCAACCCAAGAAUAUCGCCUCAAUGUCUCUCAACGCCCCUCGCAGUGCACUCUCUUCCGCCUGCAAAGCCCUCCAAAGAUGCAGCAGCGGGCCGGCGCACUCAAUCACACGCCAACUCGGGCACCAAAUCCGUCAACUUUCCGCCUCCCCAUCGCGCAAUACCGAGGCUGUCGAAGCUAGCGAACAACAAGACCGACCACGAUGGUCGUACACACCCGAGCGGAUGAAAGGCCCAGGUUUCUCCAUAAACAUCCCCAAGGACCCGCGGCGGACUGUAUGGCACUGCAACGAGGACCCCGCCAAGCUCGAUGCCAUGUAUAACCGCCUGCUGGGAACGAACGGGAGCAACAUGCUCCCAGCCGAGAUCAAAUGGCUGGCCAUCACCCACAAGAGCUUUGACCACGGACGGAGAGGGUUCAACACGAGGCUGGCAUAUUUCGGACGGCAAAUCCUCGCCCUCGAAACCAUGCGCAGCAUCCUUGUCUCGCCGGCUACGGCAGCAGAGCACUCCAUUGAGGAUCCCUUCGGGCGCGAACCGUUCCAGCACCCUGCCCUAGCGAACAUUGACAAGCUCAACAUCAGACAGCCACAGGAUAUUGCGCAAAAAGAGAAAUUGGCAAAGCUGGCGAUUGACAUUGGGUUACCGGAGGUCAUCAGGUGGAAGCCCAGGCUGCCUGAAAACCUCGACGCCUCUGGGUUGACGGUAGUCCUCAACACGACCCUCUUCGCGAUCAUUGGCGCUAUCUCUUUACAGCAUGGAGCCGAAGUCGCUCACCGCGUGGUUAGGGAUAGAAUCCUCAGGAGGCUAGGGGCAUAGAUACCAUGGUUCGCGACCUCAUUGCAGCCGUGUAUAAAUAAUCCUUGUACCAUACAAUGUAUCGAUGCCUCAGAGCGAGGCUGGCCUGGUUCUGAGCCACACUGCGCUGGGAAUUCCAACCCGAGCGGGCGUGUAAUUGAGGACAGGAUGGGUUACCGUCAUCAGCAAUGCACUCGCCAGGGCUGAAGCAUUCGGCGACGGGCGGCCAGCGCCGUAUGAACCGAAGGAGGUGUGGAAUCGAGUGGCUCAGAUCUCUCUUGACUGGGCGGAUGGACUGGCGAGGUGAGCAACAGCUGGUGCAUGAUCAAGGUAGCCGGGCGGCGCUGGCAAGCCUUACAAGGGAUGAGAUAGAGGUUUGAGCUUGUGAAUAGAGACGGGAACCGGCCGUCAAUUGCCGUCCCCUAGACAGAGAGCGUUUUGGGACACUGACAACUGAAAUCUCAAAUUCCUCA